AUGAUUAGAAUAACUGGUAUUAGAGGGUGUGCUAAGGCAUCUUUUAGAAAAAGUCUACAAGUUCCUCUUUUGAGAAAAUUUUCCACCACUAACACUAAAUUUACUGAAGCUGGUACUACUCACUUCGGUUCCAAAACCGUUUUAAAGGAGGACAAAGAAAAAUUAGUUGGUAAUGUUUUUUCUUCAGUUGCUUCCAAAUAUGAUGUUAUGAACGAUGUUAUGUCUUUGGGAAUUCAUAGAUUAUGGAAAGAUCAUUUUAUUAAUAAAUUGGAUGCCGGUAAGAGACCAAAUUCAACUGAACCAUUACACUUUAUAGAUGUUGCUGGUGGCUCUGGUGAUAUUGCAUUUGGUUUAUUAGAUCAUGCUGAAAAGCAAUUCCAUGAUGUAGAAAGUACUAUGGAUAUUGUAGAUAUUAACCCUGAUAUGUUAAAGGAGGGCGAGAAAAGGGCUUUAGAACAAGGUAAAUAUUAUAAUGACCCAAGAGUGAGAUUUUUGGUUCAAAACGGUGAAAAAUUAGAUGCUAUUGAAUCUAAUUCUAAGGAUGUAUAUACAGUUUCUUUUGGUAUCAGAAAUUUCACUAAUAUUCAAGCUGGUUUAAAUACAGCUUAUAGAGUUUUAAAACCGGGUGGUAUUUUUUAUUGUUUGGAAUUUUCCAAGAUUGAAAACCCAUUAAUUGAUUUCACUUAUCAACAAUGGUCUAAAGUUUUACCUGUUAUGGGAUCGAUUGUUGCUAAUGAUUACGAUUCUUAUAAAUAUUUGGUUGAAUCCAUUCAAAGGUUUCCAAAUCAAGAAACCUUCAAAAGUAUGAUUGAACAGGCUGGAUUUAAAUCCUGCGGUUAUGAAAGUUUGACUUUUGGUGUAUGUGCUAUUCAUUGGGGUGUUAAAGUUUGA
This is a messenger RNA of Saccharomycodes ludwigii, 891 nucleotides long. RefSeq names its product 2-hexaprenyl-6-methoxy-1,4-benzoquinone methyltransferase (gene COQ5). Gene Ontology annotation, biological process: ubiquinone biosynthetic process. The coding region runs from base 1 to 891 and encodes 296 amino acids. NCBI's taxonomy places the organism in Eukaryota, Fungi, Ascomycota, Saccharomycetes, Saccharomycodales, Saccharomycodaceae. The transcript has a single exon. The record is from RefSeq and is a predicted model, not a curated record. Gene Ontology annotation, molecular function: methyltransferase activity.